Colletotrichum gloeosporioides is the source of this 2904-nucleotide messenger RNA. RefSeq lists its product as uncharacterized. NCBI's taxonomy places the organism in Eukaryota, Fungi, Ascomycota, Sordariomycetes, Glomerellales, Glomerellaceae. The transcript is spliced from 7 exons. Gene Ontology annotation, molecular function: heme binding. Gene Ontology annotation, cellular component: membrane; intracellular membrane-bounded organelle. The record is from RefSeq and is a predicted model, not a curated record. Bases 1 to 2904 code for a protein of 967 amino acids.
AUGGACGACACAGAACUCCCCUUCACCAUCCCCACCCAUCCCCCCUUAUCCCCAAACACAACCUCCCUCCUCCCAACCCCCGUUCCCCUCCCAUGCCCUCUCCCGCCCGCCCUCGACACCCUCUUCCACGCCGAACACGGUCAGCUUUUCAACCUCAGCGGCCUACGCACCUCCGAGUCCCUCAUCCUCCAGGCCCUCGACCCUUACUCCCCAUCCCGUUCCCCCAACAACGGCUUCGUACACAUCAACGAAGCAAACUGGCACAGCAUCUUCCACCGCAGCAGGUGGGCCAGCACCACCUGCCACAUCGCCAACGCGCCGCUGCACAUCGACGACGACGCUGCGUGGAGCCGCAUCGCCCCCGCGAUCGAGCUCGCGGACAGGAUGCUGCAGCAGGCGCUCUCGCACCACUGGCUGCUCGCGAUGCUGGGCACGGAGGGGCGUGAGGCGGUGCGCGGGGUCGAGGCGACGGUUGAUGGGCGGAGGUAUCCCAACGCGACGAUCUACCGCGCGGUUCCUGGUCCGGUUACGCAUGAAGACCGCGCGCAGGCGCUGAAGGUGCUGGAUGAGAUUGCUGGGAGUGUGUUUUGGGGGUUUCAUCACGAGGACGAGGCGCCGGGGCUUUUGGGCAAGACGGACACGAUAAUGAAUGGAGAGCGGAAGUAUCAUUGGUGCACGGUGGAGUUGAAGCUGGUUGAGAGGAUGUGUGAAGGGACGGAGGGGGAGAGGAGGGUUGCUGGUGUUGAGGUCGCUGUUAUUUUCUUCAACAACGAACGCUGGGCCGAAGCAGGCUACUCCUUCGAAACCGCCUUCCUCGGCACCGUCCUCCGCAACACCUGGCCCAGUCCCCGCUCCCGCCGCAAAGCGUACCACGCCCUCCGCGCGCCGCGUCCGGAGACGCCCGCCGCGGGGCAGUUCCAGUACUACGGCGGCUGGGCGCCCGACGACCCGUUCGUCGAGGAGCGCGCGGGCGUGCCGGGGCGGGUGCUGUGGGAGAUGACCCGCGAGGACUUCUGGGGGCGGAGGCUUGUGAUGGAGUUUGAGGCUGCGAUGAGGGAUAUGAGGGCAAAGAUGGAUAAGUUCCCUUUGGAUGAUGUUUGGUUGGACUUCGGGUUCCGGAUGCCAGAAUACAGCGGGGAGGUGUUCUUCCCCGUUGGGUAUCAGGAUGAGCGGGUUGAUGAUGAAGAUGCUGACUUGCCCAGCUGGGCCAUUGCAAGGUCUGGUAUUGCUGGAGAGGAGGUCGCAAACACACCAAUUAAGCAUUACUCGCCUGGCGAGAUUGGAGACCUCCAGUCGCUGGGACCAGGGAGGAAAGUCGUCUUAUGGCAAGACGAAGACAAGAUGGAGGUCCAGGUCUACAACGUCACCGAGAUGUUUCCUGACGGCUGGGACUACGAUGCCAGGGAAGUCUUCACUACUCCCGGUUCACGAGGACGCAUGCUCUCUCCGAACCUCGAGGCGAACAUCCUCUCCCAAGUCCUCAGCCAAGAACCCCUCGGCCAGGCAAUGCUCCGGCGCCAAGCAGAAGACGUCCGCAUCAACGACGGCAACGAGGGCAGACCAAACUGGAUCGCCCUCGGAGUCGAAGUCUUCGACAUCACAAACUUGCACCUCUCCCCAGACCUCCACGCCCUCCAACACAUCCUCUCCCGCACCCGAAACCCCGUCGACGCAAUCGACGCCGGCUUCCACCCAGACCUGAUCCUCACCAACCUCCUCCCGUACAAGAUCGGCUGGCUGCGCGACGAGGUGCCCGGCCCGCGGCGGCGAGACCGCGUGUUCACGCCCAGCGAGGUGAAGUGGUUCGCGUCCCGCGAGACGGGGAUGUACGUCGUCAUCAACGGCAGCGUCUACGAUUUCACCGGAUACUGCGACAUGCACCCCGGCGGCGCGUACCUCAUCUCCCAGCUCGCCGGCCAAGACGCCACCGAGGCCUGGAGGCAAGCCCAUGGGCAUGGCGGAUCUGUCUCCGGGCUGGACGUACGUGCCGCGCUGGAGGAGUUGCGGAUCGGACGCGUGGUGAUGGAGAAGCCGCCGACCGAGCCGCUCUCGUCCUCGCAGAUCCGGAUUCGGGACUGUGUUUUCGGGCGGGAAAACAUCAAGCCUGAGCAGACCCAGGCACUCAACGAUCUUGGACCAUACUGGGGCACAGAUUGCACACCACACCUCGAGGCACAGAACCCGCACUGGGUGCUGACGAAGCUUUGGGACACACGCGACUUCAUCGUCGCCAAGAUCGCAUCACGCCCAGAAGAGUUCCCAAUGACGCAAACUGCUUUGCGGGAAUUCAAUGGGAGAGAGACGGCCCUAGGUUUCCGCGAGGCAUACAUCUCUGACGGGACGUUCAUCUACAACAUAACCACGUUCAUCAGAUACACCCACCCAUCACCACUCACCUCAUCCCUCCUCACCCGCGCCGGGAAAACCCUGAGCUCCUCACCAUACGACGCCGAGUUGCGAACAUGGCUACAAACCUCCUGCCGCCACCGCAUCAUCGCACAACACGACCAUCGACACCCCAACCCCGGCACCGGCAAUCCCCGCUGGAAAACCGACGUCCAACGCGUCCCCCGCGCCCCAGCUCCCGGCCACUUCCCCAAAGUCAUCAAAGCCGCCAAGGUCGAGAUGACCUGGGCGAGGGCACUGCAGGGCGACGCGGCGUCUCCCGGUCCCAAGAGCGACGUCAGACCGACGCAGGCGCCUCCGAAGACGCGGGCGCGAGGAGGUGGGACAGGGGAUCUCGGCAGCGCGGUUGGAAAUGGCAGAGUGGAGGAGCUCGUGCUUCCUUUGUUGAACGAAAAGCCGCAAUCGGUGGAUGGGGAUGUUGUCAUGGAGGGUGUACAACCUGACGGGUGGACCGUCGUUGGGAAAAAGGGCCGCAGGCGGACGCGGAAAAGACGCUGA